CUUGCAGUGAGAGUCAUGCUUGUGCAGUUGCGCAGAUUCGAACUCAAAGUGGAAGUGGCCGUUGUAGUCGCACUGAGAAGCGCAGCAGCACUACAUCAAGCAAGGACGUCGGUGUAGCUCUUGCCACUGUGCCUGCCCCUUACUCGAGAACAAGAGCGAGAAUGAGAGAGACGUUGUUGCCGUAGAGUUGUCCGGCAUAGAAAAAAUGUUGUUGACCGGUGGAGGAUCUUCAUCCCCGUCUUCACCAGCUCCACCUCGGUACAACUACGCGCACGCAGCGGCCGGCUCAGGCAAGGCGCAAGACACCAAGUCCCUUGCAGAUUUGGGCGAGCGCGUGGUCCUACACCGGUCAGACACGUUCACGAGUCGCUACCGCGUCCACGGACAGCAGCAGAAGGCGCAACCCAAGACCCGUGGCCGGGGACGCGGUUUCGCCGCGCGUAGGGACAUACCGUACUUGCCACUAGGCAAUGUUGAAGGGGACACAACUGCGGUCGCAGAGCACGCCUCGUCCAGCACCGGAACCAAAAGCGGGCGAGACCUUUCUCCUGCGCAGAAGCUGCAGCCCGGUAAAACUCCUGCCAGUUUCAAGAUGGGUUCAGUCGCAGCCGCUCCGCAUAACUACCACAAAACAAACAUUGCGGCGACAGGGGAUCAUGUUGGCGCAGCGGGCGGACAGCACGAAGGAAAUUUUGUGGUAAGAUACGGAGAAAAGUUGGUCACGACCACAAACAAUGUGCGCAACGUGAUGUCGACGCAAACCUCGACGGCGGCCGCGGCGCGAGUCAUCGAGAGUGUGCAGCGCGCCAUCGAGAGGCGACGCGUGGCGGCCAAGCACGGUCCGAAGCGCACUUUGCAGCAGUUUGUCAAAGAAUCGGAGGAAAGACUUCGCUAUCUGCAAACGCGGCCGGUCGCGACGCUCGCAACCAUUUUGAUGCCCAGCACCAAUGCUAAAAAUCCUAAUGCUGCAGUUUCUGAUUCCGUUCUUCCUGGUGGUACGGAGCAGCUGACCCGAAAUGUAGUGAACGAGAGAAGCCCAUGGCCACAAAAGACAGAGCCAGUAGGCGCAGCAGCUGCAAGUGAUGCUGUGAAAAGUUCUCUGCCUGAGGACGGUGCUGUUGCAGUCAACAACGGUUUCGCUACAGAGAAAGAAGUAGAACGACGCCAGAACGUCGCGAACCCAACCUCAGACCACAAGCAGAGCGAAUUGCUACUGGAUGAAAGUGUUAAAAUUGCUCAACACGGGGACGAAGAUCCUCUUUCACAAUCGCCAGCGCAGCAGGCCGCAGCCGCGAUGAACGCAAAACAGACUGCGGACGACCACGAACGCGCCGCCUCGCAUGUUGCAUCUUCUCAUCGUGCCAAGGCAUCUAACAAUCCGAGUCUUCCUGGCGGCGGUACAACCGAGACAUUCGUUUUCGGUGCACCUUGGCGUCCGGCAAUCCCGCAGCGCAGCUUCUUGUGCAGGGAGACGAUUCCCGAAAUGAGGGAAACAUCUUCACGACAAGAUGGCGUGCAGCGGAAAGUUGCAUUCUCAACAGCUGCACACGAGCAAGACGAUUCCGUCUCAAAUGUUCUUGACGCUACCACGACACUGCAAAAGCGACCGCAAUUUCUGCGACUGCUGGGGCGACGCGCGUGGUCCGAGCUACGGAAGCAAUGUCCAGAUCGGUUGCUGGUACAGCCCGAGCAAGCCAAGGUUUGCCACUACGUGAGUCACACGACAGCUGCAGUGCCGCAACCCUUGCCGGUGCGCCUAGCGUCCGUCGUGGUUCCACACGAGGGGACCGAGAAAGCGCGGGAAAAAGACAAGGAGCAUGAAGGCGGCAGUGUGCACAAUACGUGGGCCAAGCGGCUUCGCCGCCGGCUCGAGAAGGCCGAGCGCGAUGCUGGCCGGGACUUGCGCGACACCGGGCGGGAGCUGCGGACCGUGUUUGACCGCAAACUGGGGCACGAGCGCCAAUUGGACGUGAACAUUUGCCAUUUCGAGGAUGACGCUGCCGGCGCGAACGAACAGCCAUCAAAAGCAACAAGUGGGGCUGGCGGUACACAGAACAAAGGUACUUGUGUUCCACAUUAGAGAAUGAAGCAUGACUGACCCGCCUCUGAGACGAACACAAGUACUUGCUUCUUUGCGCCGGAGGAUCUGUCGUUUUCUUCGGACUCGUGGUUAGUUUUGGUUCAUCUGAAAAAAUGUACAGAGCAUGAACAGGCUCGACCACCUCUAUAUUGCAAAAAAAAAAAGGCAACCCUUCGGAGCGCGCCGCGGCCGUCCGUUCCGGGCAUGACGAGUGGGGAAAGCGGGUGGCACGGUUGAACGAAGCUGACGAUCGUCUGUCCUCAACCGUACGGCUUCUCACACAGCUGGUAGACGAAAGCUCUUCUUCGAACCGCGACAAGACUCUUCGCGACAUCCUUUACGCCCAGGAAGCGCAGCGGCAACAGCGGCUCUUGCGAAAAAGCAAAUUUUUAGGUCCCGUACCCGAAGAGGACGCAACUGUCGGAAGUCCGAUUGGCGGAAAGAACCACGGACGCGAACAAGUUUCUACGGGGAUGAACAAGCCGAAGCUUUCCUCUCCGAACCGUGGAGAUAAUAAAGAAGGUGCGGCUCCUCUUCCCGAUUCCUGCCCAUCCAUAAUUCCCAGCCGCCGGAAAGCGGUCCAAAAGUGGUUGUCUCCCCAGCGGGCGCGCGCGUGCGCGGAGCGCCAGUUUCUGUCACAGUACCUGGGCAGCGAUGUGCGGGACCAGCUGCGGUUUUACCAGGAUCUCAUACACUCUGCAGCCGUGGAGAAGGCACUUGCGACGAGCGCCGUGGCGGCUCAACACCCGAUCUCUUUCGUACUGGAGUACCUCCGCGUGCUGCUGGAACGCGGGGAAGCCGUGUCGGCGGUGACGUACACUGCUUUAACGCGGCAGUUGGAACCGGAGGAACUGGCGGACCCUCACGUUUCGGAAAUACUGCAGCGACUCCGGGACAUGGUGCGGCCAGAUUGAUCGAUGUCUUGUUCCCUCCACAGUGCUGUCGCGGAUACAUAGCGCGAGGUGUUGUCGUGAAGUUGCUCCAUUCUUCAGGCGGGUGGGGGACUUGCAUGAGUGUGGAUCUUAUUUCGAGUGUACAGGGCUUCAGUCUUUCGUAGCGUACGCGAUACAAAAAUUACAUCAUGUACAUGCCACACUGGAAAAGUGUGUAUAGAAUCUUCGAGUCAUGAAAAAUGAAACGCGGUUUUCUAAAGCUGACGAAGCAGAGAGUUUUAGUUUCCAGGUAGUUUCCAGGAGAAGUUGCAAUGCCCGUAAUAAUUGCCAUACUAGCAAAUUCUUCACUAUCACCUGCACAAUUUGAUUUGAUGUAAAAUUUGGUAAAUAUUGUUACUUUGUACAAAUGGUGACCCUUUGGAGUGCGAUAACACGUG
This is a messenger RNA of Amoebophrya sp. A120, 3410 nucleotides long. The record is from the annotation of a GenBank genome assembly. Lineage: Eukaryota; Dinophyceae; Syndiniales; Amoebophryaceae.